Dentiscutata heterogama is the source of this 686-nucleotide messenger RNA. Lineage: Eukaryota; Fungi; Glomeromycota; Glomeromycetes; Diversisporales; Gigasporaceae. The record is from the annotation of a GenBank genome assembly.
AUAAUUCUUCGGAUAUAGAAAAUAUUGAUUCAAAUUCAAUUUAUGAAUUUCAAUACUUAAAAACUACAAAAAUGAAUGAUAUCGAAGAAGGUAUUAGUCUUUCAGAAGAAAAUAUAGAUAUUGAUGAAAAUAUUCAGCAAAAAAUAAAUGAUGACAUAAAUGGAGAUUGUAAUGAGUUUGAAAUUCUUUAUUUAAAUCCUAUCCGUAACAAAGAAAAAAUCUUGUUGGAAGAAAUUGAGAAAUUUAGUAUUCAAUUAUAUGGUACCUAUGAAAUCAGAGUAAAAGGAAUUCCUUAUUUACUAAAAAAUAAACCAAAAUUUCCAGCUAUUAAUGAAAAAAAUUUAAUAAACAUAGAAAAGGCAAGGUCAACUAUUUAUCAAAACGAAAACAAAGAUGAAGAGUUUUUGACAAUACUUGUCUAUAAUUCUAAAUUUGAAAACAAUUUUGAUAAAGCACUAGAGGAUAUUUAUGGAAAAGGGUGCAUUAACCCAAAAAUUCCUAGAACUGAUUUUGUUGCCGUAAAUGAAAAGAAAAUCAUUAAUUUACUAAAGGAUAGCAUUUACGAUAACUAUGCAAUUUCAAAAAAUAUACAUGAUAAAAGAGAUAAAUUUUUAUGGUUCAUGAAAACUAAAAAGGUGAAAAAUGCUGAGGAUAUUGAAAUCUAUUUUAGUGAGUUUUUUUCUUAG